CCAUGGCCUCUAGCUGUUGUUGUGUGGGGUUGGGGGAGCCGCGAGGUACCCGGCAACAGGUUUGGUGACAGAACAGGGUGCAGGAGGAAAACCCGGAGGGGAGCCCACCAGGUUCGGGACUCAAGUGCCCUUUCGGGUUGGAACUUUCUCGACUCGCAGUCCUGGAUGGACCCCAGGCCUUGCACAGCCUCUGGAGGAUUUGUCAGACUAGUCCAUGCAGAGGUAGCCAUGAGAGAGCUAAACAGCCUUGGGACCACGUGGCCUUACCCUCCCACCUGGGCUUCCUGCCCAUGGCUCUGCAGCCCAUAAAAGCUGAGCAUGCAGCAAGACUGUAUGCUGGGUUCAUCUCCCGACUUCUUCCCAGCAAUCCCCCAGGAGCUCGGUGGCCAUGGCAAAGUGGAUUCUGCUCAUUGUGUCUCUCCUGGUCUUGGGUCAUGUGCCACCAGGAAACACUGAAUUCAAACGGUGCUGGAAUGGCCAGGGGGCCUGCCGGACUUUCUGUACAAGGCAAGAGACCUUCAUGCACCUGUGUCCGGAUGCUUCUCUGUGCUGCCUGGCUUACUCUUUAAAGCCGUCGCCUGCCUCAAGGGUUUGAAGUGUGUGGCUUGCUCUAGAGUCGAUGCCAUCGCUCCCUAAUAAAAUUCAUGCCAUGA
Arvicanthis niloticus (Nile rat) is the source of this 653-nucleotide messenger RNA. RefSeq names its product defensin beta 124 (gene Defb124). Lineage: Eukaryota; Metazoa; Chordata; Mammalia; Rodentia; Muridae. The record is from RefSeq and is a predicted model, not a curated record. Gene Ontology annotation, biological process: positive regulation of chemokine (C-C motif) ligand 5 production; positive regulation of monocyte chemotaxis; cellular response to peptidoglycan. Gene Ontology annotation, cellular component: extracellular region.